ACUAUUUGCUUUACCAUUAGACAACCUCCAAAAGCGACACCAAACGGAUCCUUACGGAUUCUUAACACCAAGGGGUUUUUGGAUAACUCAGAAAAGAGGACGUUGAAACCAUGCAGUGAACUUCGAAAAUUAAUUUAUAAAUCCGGGACAUACUUCUGGUGUCAUACAUUUGGAAAACAACUCUUUUUCAUUUUGGACGUUUUGUUCGAAGCGCGCAUUAACACCAGCGAUGGACAAAUAUUUUUGACAGUAGGCUAUUUGAUAUUAUUGACAUGGGCGGGUUAUUAUAGACUAUAAGGGGGAAAUGUGGGAUCUCGAACAUUUUUGAAGUAGCCUAUUGUUUAAACUUGUUGGACAUUAAAAUGACAACAGUUUUGCACCUGAGUUAAAACAACAUCCCGCUGAUUAGAAUAACAUCCUACAGCUAUCGGUUGCCUAAUGGACCUCAGUUAGAUCAAAAGAAACUUUUACAUCUGAUUUGUCACGAGAGACUCGCGCAGUUUGCAACCUUCGGAUUUGGACAGUUUAGCAUGGAUCUAUUGAGAUUUGCCAGACACUGUAUGUACAUUGCAUGGCUUGGCUUCUUAUGGAGGAGUACAGCAGACCAGCCCAGCCUGACAGACCACCUGCAGACAGCCAAUGGACUAUCCGAACUGUGUGGUAUCGAUGAGCUUCUUUGCCAUGAUGAAAACGCUCUGCUAAGUUUCGAGGCCAUCCGCAGCAUUCACAAAGACAUGGACGAUGAUGCAGACGGCAGCGUGGACGUGACAGAGACGGAUGGGUUUCUAAGGGAAGACUUGAAGUACCAAGAUCCUAAAGGAAAACACAACAGCUUCCAUAGAGCAGAUAUGCUGAUCACAGUGGAGGACAUGUGGAAUUCCUGGAAGGCCUCUGAAGUGUAUAGCUGGACAGUAGAGGAAGCUGAAAAGUGGCUCAUCAACUGUGUGGAGUUACCUCAGUAUGUUGAUUCCUUCAGGAAGAAUGACAUCAGUGGAAAAGCUCUGCCCAGACUUGCUGUAAAAAAUGCCACCCUGCUUCUGUCCGUGCUGAAGAUACCAGACCGCAGUCAUGCACAGAAACUACAGCUGAAGGCUCUGGACACAGUGCUUUUUGGAUCUCCAAUGAGCAGACACAGUCACUUGAAGGACUUGAUGCUGGUGGUGUCUAUCAUCAUUGGAGUGGGGGGCUGCUGGUUUGCCUACAUCCAGAACCGGAAUUCUAGGGACCACGUUGGCAAGAUGAUGAAGGACUUCGAAGGGCUUCAGAGAGCUGAGCAGAGCCUGCUGGACCUGCAGCAGAAGCUGCAGAUUGCACAGGAAGAACAUCACACGGUGGCGGAGGAGAAGGUCAACCUGGAGCGGGAGAUGCGAAACGAGAUUGAUGCAGCAAAGCAGGAGGCGCAAAGACUACGAGAACUGCGUGAGGGAACCGUGAACGAGUUGAGCAGACAGAAAUAUGCAGAGCAAGAGCUGGAACAGGUGCGAAUGGCUCUGAAGAAGGCUGAAAGGGAGCUGGAGUUGAGGAGCGGCUGGUCUCCUCCUGAAGCUCUGCAGAAAUGGCUGCAGCUCACACACGAGGUGGAAGUACAGUACUACAACAUUAAGAAACAGCAAGCGGAAAGACAGCUCAUAGUUGCUAAAGAAGGGGCAGAAAAAAUCAAGAAGAAGAGAGGAACUAUCUUUGGGACAUUCCAUGUGGCCCACAGCUCUUCACUGGACGAUGUUGAUCACAAAAUCCUCUCAGCCAAACAGGCCCUGGGAGAAGUGACCGCUGCUCUGAGAGAAAAGCUUCAUCGAUGGCAGAAAAUUGAGAUUCUGACAGGGUUUAAUAUUGUCAAUAACCCUGGCAUGUCGUCUCUGGCCUCUGCCCUCAACCUGGACCCUGCUUUCCUGGGCAUCCGCCCUGCUGUACCCCAACACUUACUGCUAUCCAAUGACCUAGACGACAUGGAUGAGGACAUACUUUCCCCAGGAACCCUGCAAUAUGCCGCCUGGCAGAUGGAUCGGCGAGUGAGCGACCUCUGGCCUGUGGCUUCCGAGAGCCAAUCCCUGUGGAAACCAAUCCCUUCUGCUCCCAGCCUGACGUCCCUGCGGUCGCGACACGGAGACCCCGUGCUGAACCUGAGCUCACAGAGGGAUCUGAACCGGUCCGAAUCGGAUUCCUCUCUCUCAGUGUCUCAGUACGGAGACGCCCAGCGCUGCACCUCAACUCCACUCAACAGUAAGCUGUCCAGAUCCAAUGGUGGUUCCUCCACCGACAGCCCACUGCUGCAGAAAAAGACCUUUGGCAUGGAGAAGUGUGCCAGUCUCGGAGAGAUCCACUCUCAGCCGUCUAGCCUCACCUCAGCCGACUCGAUGCGCUCUCUGAUCUACACCUCCGAGCAGGACGGCCCGUCACUGCCAACAGGAAAGGGUGGCAGCCGAAUCUCUCAGAUCACAGGCAAGAAGAUCCUGGUGGACGAGGACAGCGGCUCCACAGGAGACGACGCUGAAGGCUCCAGCACGGGCCGCAAGAAGAGCACCUUUACCAAACUCUUCAAGAGGCCAAAGAAAUGACAGCAGUAUGGGGAGAUGCCAAACACAAGAGUAAGACUAGCACAAUGGUACAUUUUAAUCGUGAAGAGUUUUAGGAAGACCAUGUCAUUUAUGUGGAAUUUUUGAUUUAUAUCGUAAUUGUGUCGACCAACGGGAACAGAAACAGUCAUUUGUUGGGAACAGGUAUGAUAUCACUGUACAUUUAUUUAUUUGCUUCUACAACUAAGGGCGCUAGAUGGUAUUGUCCAUUUUUGGUGUGAGAGUUACUUCUGUUUUUAUUGGUAGUUAGCGUGAGCUGGAGCUUUCACUCUCAAAACAAACACCAAACGCUUGCAAAGGCUUUCAGCGCAUACAAAUGACUCCACCUACUCUAUACUGUUGUUUUACAUAGGAUUUGCUUGGACUUCUUUCCUUUUCACAUGCAGCCCAUCAUUGUGUUGCCAGAGGAAACAAUUGGCUGUAAAUGUUACCGUUCACGUCCCCCUGCUGAAAACACACCACAGUACGAGUAUGCAGCAUCUGUGUGCGUGACGGAUAUGAGGCGGAAAAUAUCUUGUUACUUGCUUUAGAUUUCUCCUUCUGUUAUCAAAAUCUAUUUUAAAAUGUUUCAACUUGUUACUUCCUCACAAAGGUGCCUUUCAUUUUAAGCACUGCCAAAUGUUAUUGCUGUGAACUGCCUGUGUGUGAGUCACAGACAGGAUAUGUGCUGUAGUUCUUGUCUCUGGCUUGUAAUUACAUGCCUUUAACUUCAUUCAUGCUUCAUGCCACUGAAGUCUUUUAAUACCUGAGAAGUAAUAAAAUAAGGUAUCAAAAGGGAGGGUGUUUUGCAAAUUAAAAGUCGCAUGCCAACUUUCUUUUAUUAAUAAAAACACUG
Messenger RNA from Sinocyclocheilus rhinocerous, 3408 nucleotides. Its product is annotated as stromal interaction molecule 1-like. Bases 531 to 2555 code for a protein of 674 amino acids. Gene Ontology annotation, cellular component: plasma membrane; endoplasmic reticulum. The transcript has 14 exons. The record is from RefSeq and is a predicted model, not a curated record. NCBI's taxonomy places the organism in Eukaryota, Metazoa, Chordata, Actinopteri, Cypriniformes, Cyprinidae. Gene Ontology annotation, biological process: intracellular calcium ion homeostasis; store-operated calcium entry; activation of store-operated calcium channel activity. Gene Ontology annotation, molecular function: calcium ion binding; protein binding; calcium channel regulator activity.